GCAGGAGAUUUGGAUUGACACCCUCAGGCAAGGCUGCAAAGCAAAGGGAAGUGUCAUAAGAAGUUCCAAGAGGAGAGAAAGAGACCCCUGCUGGAUUGAUGCAGGUUGGAAGGGAGGAGGCUGUAGUCAAAGAAAGAUGUGAAUGUACUGUGCCAAGGAAAGCUUUUAGAGCCAGAAAAAAGGGGAGGGGACUCAUGAGAGAAAGCUAAGGAUAAGGGGAGGUACAGAGGAGAAAAAGAGGUGUGGACCCAGCCUGGCAACCUGAAGGCUGCUUUCUGCCAGUCUGCAUUUGUCUAUUGUUAUUUGCAAAGGUGGUUCAGAAGUUCGGGAUCGCCUUAUAUUCACUCACUUAGGAGAAGAAAAGGAGUAAGGAGAGACAUGACAAGAUGACAAGAGCCUCUUAGCCCCCCAGAAAGCAUAGGGACAGAGAGGAGCAGAGGAGGAUCAGUGGGCAAAGGAUGAGCUUAGCUGUAGAGAGAAAAUGUGAAGCCUGAAGAAUCAACUCACUGCUUAUGGAAGGAUGAUGCUCCUCCAAGUAUUCCUGCUGCAGCACUUGCUCCCCUGCUUUGGACCUGUGAAGGCUUUCUUAGGAGCUCAGUACAGUCAGAAUCAUUUGCAGAAUGCAGCAUCCAGCUCAUGUGAGGUGGAGAACCUUGGAUAUUAUAAUGGGUCACUGGAUGUGACAGUCUCUGGAUCAGCAUGCUUGAACUGGUCAGAUUUCCCUGAUUACAUUCUGCAGUAUCCAAACCGUGGAUUAGGAAAUCACAAUUUCUGCAGGAAUCCAGAUGGCGCGGCAGUACCUUGGUGCUUUUACCAACUUUCUUCUGGAGCAGUUGGCUGGGCUCACUGUGACUGUCGGCACGGUGCUGUGCAGCUGAAGGAGGAUGGCCAGGUGGAGCUACAUUUCAGUGGGAUGUGGGGCAGUAUUUGCGGAGACCACUGGACAGACCAGGAUGCCACUGUGGUCUGCAAGCAGCUGGGACUCAGUGCAAUUGGCACCGCCCAAAGGAAGAGCCAUUCGGGUCUGGGGCCUGUCCAUCUGCAAUCUGUCAACUGUCGUGGGGAUGAGAAGAUGCUGUUGAAGUGCAGCUACCAAAAGAUGCACAGAACCUGCAUUCAGGGAAUUGCAGUGGCAAACUGUGUCCCGCCUCCAGGUAUAGGGUUUCCACUUCGUCUAGUAGCCGGUGAAAAGAGCUUUGAGGGUCGAGUCGAAGUCUACCACCGAGGCCACUGGGGCACCAUCUGUGAUGACCACUGGGAUGACAAGGAUGCUGAGGUGGUUUGCAGGCAGCUGGGCUUCAGAGGAAUCCCAAAAGCUGUCUCCUGGGCUUACUUUGGGCAGGGCUUUGGCCCCAUCCUUCUGGACGAAGUGGAGUGUUCGGGCAAUGAGUUGUCACUUGAACAGUGCAAGAAAAGUGGAUGGGGAGACCAUAACUGUGACCACAUUGAAGAUGCAGGGGUAAUCUGUGACCCAUUUGCAGAAGGUAGCAUCCGGCUGUCAGGAGGCCACAGCCCAAAUGAAGGAAGGGUGGAAGUCUACCACAAUGGAGGCUGGGGAUGUGUAUGUGAUGAUGGCUGGACUGGUAUCAAUGCUCAGGUGGCUUGCAGACAGCUGGGCUUUAGUGGACCUGCCAGGCUAGCGUCAGAGGGGGAAUUUGCUUCGGGUAAAGGCUUCAUCUUACUGGAUGAUGUGGCUUGCAUGGGCACUGAGCAGUCUCUGUUCGACUGUCCGCAUAGCAACUGGGGCCAGCAUGACUGCUCACACGAAGAAGAUGUAGGAGUCCACUGUUCUCUAGAGAGCAACAGCAUCACCAUAGAGGCUGCAGAACUCCCUCUGCGGCUGGUGGAUGGGGAACGCACCAAAGAAGGGCGCAUAGAGAUUCUCCUGAAUGGCCAGUGGGGCGGCAUCUGUGGGGAUGGCUGGACCGAUAGAGAUGCAGCUGUGGCUUGCAGGCAGCUGGGUUACAGUGGAGUGGCAAAAGCCAAAACCAUGGCUUAUUUGGGUAAAGAGCAUGUGCCUAUCCAUCUAGACAGUGUGGGAUGCAGUGGCACAGAGCAUGCCUUGGGGGAAUGCAUCUUCCGUGAAAAUGGCAUUCACAACUGCUGGCACAGCAACAACGCUGGAGUGAUCUGUGACUAUGUGGCAAAGGAAACCCACCUGGCAAGAAAUUCAGGUUCAAUGCUUGAAAUAUGUGGACUGCGCUCAAUUCACCACCGCAAUAAAAGGAUAAUUGGUGGAAUCAAAUCUUUCAGAGGAGGCUGGCCAUGGCAGGUCUCAUUACGUCUAAAGGGAUUUCACAGAGAUGCACGUUUGCUUUGUGGAGCAACACUUAUCAGCAACUGCUGGGUGGUGACUGCAGCUCAUUGCUUCAAAAGGUUUGGUGUAGAUGUGCGGCGCUACCUUCUUCGUGUGGGAGACUACCAUACUGGUAUGAGAGAUGAAUUUGAGAGAGAGUUGCCUGUGGAGAAGAUUGUCCUUCAUAGGAAUUACCAGUCCAGCAGCAAUGACAAUGAUAUUGCCCUUGUCAGAAUUCAGGGCAAAGAGGAGAAGUGUCUUUCCUUCAGUCACCACGUCCGUCCUGUCUGCCUGCCCAGCAGGAAGGAGAAGUCUGCUAUAGACAGGCAGGCAUGCUUCAUAUCUGGCUGGGGAGACACAGGGAGAUCAUAUUCAAGGACAUUACUCCAGGGCUCAGUACCCCUUCUCCCAAGAGAAGUGUGCAAGUCCCGCUAUGGGAAGAAAUUUAGCAAUCGAAUGCUUUGUGCUGGAAACCUCUCUGAAGGAAACCGUGUGGACAGUUGUCAGGGAGACAGCGGGGGACCGCUGAUGUGUCAAAGGUCAAACGGACACUGGGUAAUUCUAGGGAUCACUUCCUGGGGGUAUGGAUGUGGGCGAAAAGAUUCCCCUGGCGUUUACACAAAAGUCAGCAAAUUCGUACCUUGGAUCAAGAAGGUGACAAAGCUGAUAUGAGAAUUUUAACCCAAACAU
Molecule: messenger RNA, 2986 nt
Organism: Anolis sagrei ordinatus
Lineage: Eukaryota; Metazoa; Chordata; Lepidosauria; Squamata; Anolidae
Product: neurotrypsin-like
Biological process (GO): proteolysis
Cellular component (GO): membrane
Molecular function (GO): serine-type endopeptidase activity
Source: RefSeq, a predicted model, not a curated record